AGAACCUCACUUCACCUGUCAGUACCAGCUGUAAUCCAGCAGAGGGCUGCACAGCUCUGACGAUGCAGAAGAAGAAGAAACGCAGCCAAAACAAAGGAGUUCGGAGCCGUUCCUAAGGAAAGGAUAGUUCGAGCAGGAGCAUCUAAAACAUACUGUGGUCUGGUCAUGGAGACUACUGUUACGAUGGAGGAGGAUACUGAUGUAGCCCUGGUGCACCAGAUCCAACCUUCUCCUGACAAAGAACCACCUAAAGCUACUUCCAGUCAGGCACGGCGCUGGCCUAUAGGAAGGAGAGGUCAAAGAGGAAAGAGGCGGGGCACUGUAGAGAAGAGGCGGGUUCAAAAGCAGAAAAGGCGGGGCCAGGAGAAGAAAGAGGGUGUGACGGUGAAGAGGACUUGGAGUGGCGGGAAGCGACGCUGGGAUAAGAAGCAUUACUGUGUGUUCUGCCGCAGACCGCAAGUGAAGAUCGCCCGCCACCUCCUCAGGAAGCAUGCCGACCAACAGGAAGUGUUGGCUGCCAGCUCCCUCCCCACUGGAUCAAAACAGCGCCACCUGCUGCUGGAACACCUCCGCUGCAGAGGGAACUACCUGCACAACAUUGAGGUGAUCCGCCAGGGACGCGGUGAGAUCAUCCCGUGGCGUCAGCCCUCAGAGGAGGUUGAUGCCAGGAACUACCUGCCCUGCCCUCUGUGCCUCGGCUUCUUCCUUAGAGCCGAUCUCUGGAAGCAUCAAGUGUCCUGUCGGAAGAAGCUCGCCUCUGGCCCAUCCACAGACCCCACCUUGUCAGCAGACAUCGCCGCUGAUGAGACAAACCCUACCUCAGAAUCCACAGGUGAACUUACCUUUGAUCCAGCUCAGAAAACCCCUGCUGAUCCUUCAGCAGAGGCCCCAAACCCAAACUCUGAACACGAGAACAACCAGGUCCUGAUCUCUGAACCCAGUCUGGAUCAGAACCAAAAUUCAACACAGACCCACCCUAAGAAGAGGACCAGAGUUCAGGCUGCAGCGUCUCGCCUGCUGCCGAUCUCCAGCGGCGCAUCAGAGAGUUGCAGUGAGAUUUUGCACCGCAUGAACCAGGACAACGUGUCCUAUGAGGUAAAGUCUGAUUGGCUGAUCUGUAAGUACGGCAACAAGCUGAUGGCGAACCAGGACGGCAGCCAGCGAAGCUACGAGUACGUCAGUCAGAAGCUCAGGGAGCUUGGACGCUUGCUGCUGGCAGCCAAGUCUCUGGACUCUAAGAUCCAGACCCUGCAGGACCUCCUGGCUCCAGGUCAGCUCAGCCUGGCUUUGUCUGCUGCAAGGAAGGUCGCAGGGUACAGGUGGAGCCGGCCCCCACUGUCAGUGAAGACCACGCUGAAGACUGUCUGUGAGAUUGCCAUUGGAGAGAGUCUGCAGGACGGAGACUGGGAGACUGCUGCCAAGACCACCGACUUCUACCACAUGCUGGGGAGGGAGUGGGACAACCUAGGCCUGCAGAACCCUACUCCAGAUCCAGCUGCAACAGAAGGAGGAAACAAACCCAAGAAACGUACGAAGCAGCCCAGAACUGACAAGGACCUGAAAUCAGAUUUUCUGUCUAGGUUUGGAAACAAACCCGAGGUCCCAUUUAUUCCUCCCGAGUCCAGACCACCGAGCCUUGUCCCAGUUCCGGUCUCUCCCAGGAAGGUUCGUCGUCGACCCUGGUCCUCUGCAGAGAAGGAGGCCAUCUGGAGGCAACUGGGAGUUCAUGUUCUGCUUCAGACAGUACCAGGCAAGGAGGUCUGUCAGCGUUGUCUGGACCUGGAACCUGUCCUCAAAGGUAGACACUGGAAAGACAUCAAGAACCAAGUCCACAACCAGAUCCAGAGCCAGAAGAAGCAGCAGUUCCAUGCACAGAUAGACCAGGAGGAAAAUCAACAACACCAAACUCAGAACCAAAAAAAGCAGCCCCCUCAGCCUCAACUGGAUCAGCAGAACAAACACCCUGCUCAGAAUCAGCAGAAACAACCACAUCAGUCCCAGAUGGAACAGAACGAUCAGAACAACUCUCAGUACCAGAAGACACCACAGUACCAGAUCCAGAUGAACCAACAGGCCCAGGAUAGCAGUCCAAACCAGAAGAAGCAGCUGGACCAGCAGAACCAGGUCUACCCUCAUAAGAAACAGCUCUUUCAUAUCAGACUAGACCACCAGGACCCCUGUGAGGUCCACAAGAAACAGCUGUAUGAAAUAAACCAUCAAAACCACCAGCUGCAGGCAGGGGACACAUCUAUGUUGCCGGUCCAACCUUAUGAACCUGACAGAACACUUCGAGCUCAUGGACAUUCCCUAUUGGACCGGGUACCUCCUAUCCCUCCGUACCCAGUCCUACACCGGGCCCCAGGGCCCCACAUAGAACCACUGCUGACCAGGGCUGACUGGACUGAUGAGGCUUUGGUUCAGAACUACCAGAUAAACAGGCCGAUGGGCCGGAACCUCCUCCAAGAAGUUGCACCAGGAGGGCCACCACCAGAUCAACACUCUGGACACGUCCGCUUCUGAUGGACAGGUCCUGUUUGGAUUGAGGGAUCCGGUUCUAAAGAAACCACAUCUGUCCUGGCGUAUUUAGAGCAUAGCUCUCUGACUGUUUCAGAGUAAGAACCAAACAGAACCAUAUAAACUGCCUUAAAGCUGCAGUAGGGAGUUCUGAGAGAACCGUGGACUUAGCCUGAUUGUUUGACCAAGCACACCUUACAGGUCCCCCCACCUUGCUCUCUGCUGUGCUACACAGCGGAGCCUGCCACGAACGCGCUGGGCCACCGAUGGUGGCGGAUAAACAGCUAUAUCGCAUUCACUGGUAGGGAUGAAACAUCAACGAUAUACUUUGAAUUUGACUAUGGCCUGCCUCUACUUUGACUACAAAUGUAGUCCUCAAGUCAUUAGCACAGCUGCAGCACACUGGCAAUCUUGAACAUUCUGUGUGGGGGAGGGGUGUGAGCAGCUCGUACACAAGUGUGAUUGACACUACUAAGACAUUCUCCCUGGCUCUGAUUGGUUGUUUCUGACCAGGAGCGGUGUUGUUUUCUGCAAAUAGCUGUAGGACCACUGGGAGGAGCCAGAGGAGCUUUAUUUUUUCACAGAUCAUCUGUCUCAUAUUCUACUGUCAGGACAUAGUGACAGUUUAAACAUGUAAUAUGUAAGAAGUACAUUUUUUCAAAAGUCACCUACUGCAGCUUUAAAUGAUGAAGACGGGAAGUUCCUGGUUUUCUGUUUAAAGCCGGUUUUUGUGUUUGUCAUGGACCCUACCAACCUGUAACUUCAGUUCUGUCCGGUUCUGCUCUGGUUUCUUUGGUUUGUAGACAGUAUUUGAACCUGCAGGAAAAGCUGAUCCAGAUUUACAUCACUAGAUCUAACAACAUGCUACAAUCAGAGGUGUGUUGUCUCUUCAGGCAGCAGAUCUAUACUAGAACUCAUACAUACAGGUUUUCUUGUAUUCCUGGUUCCUUCUGGAUCUGUCCUAGCUGUUUGGCAUGUUCAAGCUUUUUCAACUAAACAGAUCCAAGGUUCUUCUGGGCUCCUUGUUCCUCCUGGAUCUGUUUAUGGUGUUUGACCCAAAACAGACCUGGAUUUCUCCUGGGUUCUGGAUUGGUUCCAGCUUUUUCAGCUAAGGAGAUCCAGGGUAAUCCUGCUUCCUCUUACAUCGAUUCCAGCAGUUUGACCCGAACAGAUCCAGGGUUCUCCUGGCUCCUUGACCAAGCUGAUAGUUGGGAUUGGUUUAAGCAGAUGAGUUUGUUCUCUGGUCCUCUCAGAUCCCUUUAUGACGAUGUUCUGGUUGUGUGAGCCUGUUUCCUGCUGCUGGUACCAGGAGAGGUUUCUUCUGGUGAUCAAGCAUCGCAUUUCUGAAAUAAAGUUGUUCCUGAAGUUCUCCAACAGUAGGACCCAUCUGUUUCUUCAUCAGGUCGUCUCAGGUUGUCCUUGCUCUCUCUUGUUUCAACAGCAAUAGCACCUUCUACAUUGGAAAGGUUUUCCUGGGUCGGGAGAUCUUUGAUCUGGGAUGGAGAUGUUCCUCUAGACCUCAAAGGUUCUGUUCCAGGCUCUGCUCCUAGUUCGACCCACUUCUGCAUCCCUCUGAUGUUUCUGGAUGAAGAACACCUUUGAGGUUUCUAAAGAUGGCUGCAAAGAGCAGUGGUGGUUUGUUAGGCUCCACCGCUGCGCUUUCAUUGCUUGUUUUUGUACUAGCUUGUUAAGCUAAUUCUGGCUGGAGUUAUACUGUAUUGCUCCUAUGGGAAAGAAAUCAUCAACUGGAUAAAUAAUCCAGGAAUUUCAACUACAGACCGUAGCAAAGAAAGCAAAGGGAACACCUGCACAAGGCCAGUAUGUUUGCAGCUUCUCCAGUUUUUUAUGGAUUAUCAUUUUAAACUUCUGCCUUGUUUUACACAAGAAAACGAGCAACAAAACAAUGGUCAAAGGGAAGAAACAGGCAAAGUAGCUGAAGACAAGGUAUGUCUUUGGUUACUUUGUGGUUGGAUUCUUGGUUUUCCACUUGGACAAUACCUGGCUGUGACAGUAGUGAAACAACAAGUAGUCUCUUCACCAAUGAUUGUAAUACCAACCCUAAACUUUUAUGGUCAUGGAAAUCAUGUUGUUUAUUUAACCUGCUGGCAGUACAAUCAGGCACAUCAAGCUACGAGCAAGAAUAAAGAAGAUACUAAAAGUUGAGAGAAAGUAUGGUCAUUGCUCCUGCUUUUGCUCCUGUGGUGGUGACCUACAGCUAAAUCCUGGUCCUUCAAGUGAUGACAGUUUAGAUUUGUCUGCUGGUAUGCAGACAACAGUGUCUACAGCACCUACCAGUGGCCACAAAUAGUGACUUGAUUUAAAUCAGAGACAUUUUUAAAUGUUUUGCCAAUGAAUUGGAUACCUGCAGUUUAGAUUUGUCUGUUUUUAAAUGUUUUAUCACCUCUGAUGAAAUUUAACAAAAUUGUUUUAAUAGGGCUGCACAGUUGGUAGCGUUGUUGCCUUGCAGCAAGAAGGUCUCCCGGCCUGGGGUCUUCCUGCAUGUCGUUUGCAUGUUCUCCUUGUGCAUGCACGGGUUCUCUCUGGGUACUCUGGUUUCCUCCUAAAGUCCCAAAGUUAACCGGUCUCUCUAAAUUGCCCUUAGGCAUGGAUGGGUGUGUGCAUGGUUGGUUGUCCUGUGUGUCUCUGUGUUGCUCUGUGAUGGACUGGCGACCUGUCCACGGUACACCCCACCUCUCCCCCAUAGACUGCUACAGAUAAGCACCAGCUCCCCUGGGAGAAUCUAUAACAAAUUGAAAAUGUAAAUCAGUGUUGUGAUUUUCUAGUCCAGAGGUUUACAUGUUCAUUUAAAAUAAAAGGAAGACAGCUAAUUUACCUUGGAUAAACAAUGAUACUUAUCAACAUAUGAAAAAGAGGGAUUUGGCAUUAAAAAAACCUUUCCAGACAAAAUUAUACACAGCUGUGCUUGUCUUCAAAGGAUUCACAAAUAAAGUGGCCGGUGAACUGAGGGAAGUCUUCUUAUUUUUUGCAGCUGUUUGCUGAAUUAAGGGGCAACAGGUCACUAUUUUGGAAACACAUGAAUAAGCUAACCAAUAGGAAAUCUAAUCAAAGUAAAUCUAUAACUAAAUAAACUAAAUAUAAAUGGAAAUGUUAGUACUGAUGAUAUGGAAAUUGCAAACAAAUUACAUUUUUUUUAAUGUUAAUUCAGUGGAUGAGUUUGCAGCAAACGUUAACCUCUGCUCUGUUUCAUCCUUUUACAUCAUGCAGGUGGAUCAAAAUAAGAUCAAUACAAUUGUCAACCAGCUAAACAAUUCAAAAGCUAAAGAUAUAAUUGACUUAGAAAUGAUGCUAAGUGAAAUGCAUAAAGCAACACUGAGAAGACCAAUAACAUAUUUAGCCAUUCUGUCUUUUAAAGAUUGUAAAUCUCUUUUUAAAACAGCUAUUGUGACCUCCACAUGAUGCAUGCAAUUAUCGACCCAUUUCAAUUAUACUAGUAAUCUCAAAAGUCGUUGAAAAGCAAGUGGCUAAACAAUUGAUGUUUGGACAAAAACCCCGUUCUGAAUACUCAACGGAAAUGACCAUAUGUCACUUUACAGAAGCCAAGAAAGGUAGUAUGGAUCAUAGUAAAGAUGUUGGAGCAGUGUUAUUAUGCCAACGCAGCUCCACUCUACUUGACAUGGAACCAGUUGUAUUUCUAUUGACUGACUGGAAGAUGGAGUUCUGGCUUGAAGCCCCGCCUCCAGUCAUCAGUGUAGUGUGCUGUGCCGCUGUUAACAUUGUUGUGUGACAUUGUCACAUUAAAGUAAAUUAAAAAUAAAAGCAUAAAUAAAUAAAAUACAAAUAACAUUUGUAUUAUUGUA
Girardinichthys multiradiatus is the source of this 6332-nucleotide messenger RNA. RefSeq lists its product as uncharacterized. Lineage: Eukaryota; Metazoa; Chordata; Actinopteri; Cyprinodontiformes; Goodeidae. The transcript has 7 exons. The coding region runs from base 166 to 2520 and encodes 784 amino acids. The record is from RefSeq and is a predicted model, not a curated record.